GAACUUGGAGUGAACAUGGCGUCUCAUUCAGACCAGAUGAAACCUGUCGAAUUCACUCUGUUCGAAAAAGCGCAGCUGAAAAUGGUGCCAAAUAAGCUGAAAAUACUAUUACUGUUGAUGGCGGUGGUUGUGGUGGCCAACGCCGUAACGGUAGCUGCUGAUUACGUCCGGCCACCACCUCGAAAGAACUUACAGUUUCCGUGGGAUCCGAAGCCUUCCUCUCAACCUCAACAGGUGCAUGUGUCAUUGGCAGGGGACAAACACAUUCGUGUUACAUGGAUUACAAGCAAAUCAUCUUCUCCUUCACUUGUUGAAUAUGGAACAUCACCUGGAAAAUACACCUCUAGAAGUCAUGGAGAAAGUACUUCUUAUAGCUACUUAUUUUACACCUCAGGGACAAUCCACCACACUGUCAUUGGUCCACUUGAACACAACACUGUUUACUACUACAAAUGUGGAGGAAAAGGACCCGAGUUCAGUCUCAAAACUCCACCAUCAGAGUUCCCAAUUACAUUAGCUGUGGCUGGUGAUUUAGGUCAAACUGGGUGGACAAAGUCAACUUUGGACCAUAUUGAUUUAUGUCAAUAUGAUCUUCAUCUUCUCCCUGGUGAUCUUUCUUAUGCUGAUUAUAUUCAGAGCAAGUGGGAUACAUUUGGGGAGCUUGUGGAGCCACUUGCAAGUGCAAGGCCAUGGAUGGUGACACAAGGGAAUCAUGAGAAAGAGAAUAUUCCGUUUAUUAAAGAUGGGUUUGAAUCGUAUAAUGCUAGAUGGAAGAUGCCUUAUGAAGAAAGUGGAUCAAUGUCAAAUCUUUAUUAUUCGUUUGAAGUUGCAGGGGCUCAUGUUGUGAUGCUUGGUUCAUAUACGGAUUAUGAUGUGAAUUCUGAGCAAUACAACUGGUUGAAGGCAGAUCUGUCAACAGUAGACCGAAAAAAGACACCUUGGUUACUUGCCUUGUUUCAUGUGCCAUGGUAUAAUAGUAAUUAUGCUCAUCAAGGUGAAGGAGAUGAUAUGAUGGAAGCAAUGGAGCCAUUACUUCAUGCUGCUGGUGUUGAUCUUGUCUUUUCCGGCCAUGUGCAUGCUUAUGAACGCACGAAACGCGUUUACAAUGGGAAAUCAAACCCGUGUGGUGCUGUCCACGUGACAAUUGGAGAUGGAGGAAACAAAGAAGGGCUAGCACAAAAGUACAAGGAGCCAUCGCCAGAAUGGUCAGUGUUUCGUGAAGCGAGUUUUGGUCAUGGUGAGUUGAAGAUAGUGAACUCAAGUCAUGCCUUUUGGAGUUGGCAUAGGAAUGAUGAUGAUGAGCCUGUGAAAUCUGAUGAGGUCUGGAUAACCUCCUUAAUCACUUCAAACUGUGUUGCUACUAAGGAAACAAAACAAGCUUAACAAGUAAAUAAAUACAUGACAACACUUGUUUAUCAUGUAUUAUAUAGUAUUAGUAAUUUAUUAAUACUUGUGUGUAAUUACAUAACCCCAACAAUCAAAUAUGUUAUAUGCCUUCUUCUU
Lactuca sativa (garden lettuce) is the source of this 1503-nucleotide messenger RNA. RefSeq names its product purple acid phosphatase 18 (gene PAP18). Gene Ontology annotation, molecular function: acid phosphatase activity; metal ion binding. The record is from RefSeq and is a predicted model, not a curated record. Lineage: Eukaryota; Viridiplantae; Streptophyta; Magnoliopsida; Asterales; Asteraceae.